Danaus chrysippus (African queen) is the source of this 285-nucleotide messenger RNA. Lineage: Eukaryota; Metazoa; Arthropoda; Insecta; Lepidoptera; Nymphalidae. The record is from the annotation of a GenBank genome assembly.
AUGUGUGACUUCACACAAUACGUCUAUCUGAAUCGAGAGGCGUCCGAUCCGGAAUCAAUUUUGCAGACUCAGCCAAGCGAUUUAUUGAGUUUCGGAUGUAAGAUGGUAUCUCAAUUAACUGGAAUCAUGGUGUCCAUAGCGUCAAAUGCUCAGAAAGCUCAACGGAGCGCGCUGUCGUCUUACGGUAAUCAAACCGAGAGGACCGGAGCCUGGCUGCAUCUACCGGGAGAUAUAACUUUGACCGAAACUAUUUACAUACUACGGUUCAGACCAAAAAUCGCUUAA